AUGGCUACUAUCCAGCUCAAGUCAGACGCUAUUUUUGAGCUUUUGCAGCGGUUUCUUGAGACAGACGAGGGUAUUGCUGUCAAAAACAAGAUUAACCUUGUAUAUCAAUUCAAUCUUGCCCCCGAGAAAAUUGGGAAGGAUGAGGUGAGUUAUACUAUUGAUCUCAAGAAAGGCGAGGUUAUCAAAGGGCCAUACCAAGGAGGGAAGACUGAUGCAACAUUUACCUUGAGGGAUGAAGAUUUUGUGAAGCUUGCUGAUGGAAAGUUGAAUCCCCAGGGGGUUUUGAAGGUCAAGGGCAGUUUGAGUGCUGCGCAGAAAUUCACUCCUGACAUCUUCCCCAAGCGUCCUAAGCUGUGA
Messenger RNA from Dovyalis caffra, 357 nucleotides. Lineage: Eukaryota; Viridiplantae; Streptophyta; Magnoliopsida; Malpighiales; Salicaceae. The record is from the annotation of a GenBank genome assembly.